AUGGAUCAAAUACCGGAUGUGUCGAUUACCUGCAGCGAAGUGCGUAUACAAGUUCCAUGGGGUCAUAUAUCAGGCAGAUGGUAUGGCGAUCAAAAUGAAAGACCUAUUAUAGCAUUACAUGGAUGGCAAGAUAACUGUGGAACAUUUGCCAAAUUGGCGCCGUUGAUAGCACCAUAUCGUAGCCUAUUAUGCAUUGAUUUACCCGGUCAUGGACAUUCUAGUCAUUUGCCGCCAGGAAUACUUUAUCACAACACUGAGUAUGUUCGUGUAAUUUUACGUCUUAUGCAAAUAUACAAAUGGAAGAAAGUAAGCUUAAUGGGUCAUUCUAUGGGUGGAUCAAUCGCCUUUCAUUUUGCUGCACUCUAUCCGAAUCGAGUCGAUAUGGUCAUUAGUUUGGAUAUAAUUAAAAAUGUAUAUUGGCCCACAGAUGUUGUGCCAACUUUACUAGCCCAUGUAACGGAAAAGGCAAUCAUCGAUAAUGAACGGCUGCUAAACAACUCUGAUGCUUCAGAACCACCAAGCUAUACAUUCAAAGAAUGUGAACAACUUCUGUAUGAAGGCUCACAAAAAUCCGUUGAUUUGGAAAAUUGUAAAUAUAUAUUAGAACGAAAUAUAACAAAAUCCGAAUUAUAUCCAGACAAAUAUUAUUUUUCGCGAGAUGGCCGUGUUAAAUAUUUGUCAGAAUUUAAUCCCAAUACAGGAAUGGCUUUGGAAAUGGCCAAACGCAUUUGCCAGAAAGCGAUACCAUAUUUGGUAAUCAAAGGCGGAGAGUCAACGAAUGUUAGUGCUAAAACGACCGAACUAGAUGAAUAUAUGUCGAAAAAUAAUCAUUGUUUUGAAAGUUAUAUGUAUCCAAAGGGGACACAUCAUCUACAUUUGAACAAUGCCAAGCCAGUGGCACAAAUAAUCAUUGGGUUUUUACAAAAGCACGAUAAUGAAGCAUCUAAAGUAAUUAAAUCUAAAUUAUAA
Messenger RNA from Musca vetustissima, 969 nucleotides. RefSeq names its product serine hydrolase-like protein. Bases 1 to 969 code for a protein of 322 amino acids. Lineage: Eukaryota; Metazoa; Arthropoda; Insecta; Diptera; Muscidae. The record is from RefSeq and is a predicted model, not a curated record. The transcript has 2 exons.